GUUUUCACAAAAUUCACUCUUCAAAACCAAAAUAACCCCCCAAAGUUUCCAACCAUUACAGCAGCCAGUAUCACCACAGGAUUACACACAAAAAUCCCAAAUGGCAACAAUGUCAGCUUCAAUUUCCAUCUCCCCAAACCCUAACUUCACCUCCUCCCACAAACCCUCUCCUCUCUUCUCACCCCUUCACUCUAUCAAAAUUCAUGCCUUCGCCCAAAAUCCCAUCAAAUCUCUAACUGUCCAGUCCCCGCACGCGCCUUCCCGCACCUCUCUCACCGUCUCACGCGCUGCCUCACCAUCAUCUUCAUCCUCCGGUACUGCAACCUCGUUCCACGGCCUCUGCUACGUCGUGGGCGACAACAUCGACACGGACCAGAUCAUCCCGGCCGAGUACCUCACCCUGGUCCCGUCGAAACCCGCCGAGUACGAGAAGCUUGGCACCUAUGCUCUAUGCGGCCUCCCAGCGUCUUACGAAGCUCGCUUCGUGGAGCCGGAGGAGGCCAAGUCGAAGUACUCCAUCAUCAUCGGCGGCGCCAACUUCGGCUGCGGGUCGUCUCGGGAGCAUGCGCCGGUGGCUCUAGGCGCAGCGGGGACGGCAGCGGUAGUGGCUGAGUCGUAUGCGAGAAUCUUCUUUAGGAACUCUGUGGCCACCGGAGAAGUGUACCCGUUGGAAUCGGAGGUGAGGAUCUGCGAAGAGUGUAGGACUGGGGACGUUAUCACGAUCGAGCUAGCUGAGAGCCGUUUGAUCAAUCACACCACUGGGAAAGAGUACAAAUUGAAGCCCAUUGGGGAUGCUGGGCCUGUUAUCGAGGCUGGUGGCAUUUUCGCCUAUGCCAGAAAGGCCGGCAUGAUUCCUCAACAGGUUGCUGCUUAAAUUUUAUCUUUCUUUCAGUGGCUUUUGGGAUUUUACAGGCUAGAAGUUUUUUGUUUUGGGGAUUGCAUUGUUUAAUAUAUGUUAUGUAUUGUUUUAUACGUGUCUGUUACUCCUUUGGUUUUUGGACUUUAAGUGGCUAAAGUCGUUUGGUUUGAGACUGCAAUUUCGUUUUGGCUUAGGGUUGGCCUGGAAACAAAACGAAAGAAAAAUUGUGAAUAUCAAACACUUACUUUCCAUGGCAAGUUAAGUGCCACUAGGUAGUCUGAAUUCGACUGUUCUUGGUUGUUUGCCUUUAUUAGCUAUGCAAGAGAUGAUUAUUGUUGAUUCACAAAUAAUUUAUGAUUGGAAAAUCAAAUGAAUUAAAUAAAAUGUGUACAUUUUCUA
This is a messenger RNA of Humulus lupulus (European hop), 1258 nucleotides long. Its product is annotated as 3-isopropylmalate dehydratase small subunit 1-like. The record is from RefSeq and is a predicted model, not a curated record. The transcript is spliced from 2 exons. NCBI's taxonomy places the organism in Eukaryota, Viridiplantae, Streptophyta, Magnoliopsida, Rosales, Cannabaceae. Gene Ontology annotation, molecular function: hydro-lyase activity. Bases 101 to 874 code for a protein of 257 amino acids.